Exophiala viscosa is the source of this 2709-nucleotide messenger RNA. RefSeq lists its product as uncharacterized. The record is from RefSeq and is a predicted model, not a curated record. Gene Ontology annotation, cellular component: mitochondrion. The transcript has a single exon. Gene Ontology annotation, molecular function: carboxylic ester hydrolase activity; lysophosphatidic acid acyltransferase activity. Bases 1 to 2709 code for a protein of 902 amino acids. Gene Ontology annotation, biological process: phosphatidic acid biosynthetic process; lipid homeostasis. Lineage: Eukaryota; Fungi; Ascomycota; Eurotiomycetes; Chaetothyriales; Herpotrichiellaceae.
AUGGCCUUGGACAGCGUUGCUUCUGUCAAGCCGCCCUACCGUCGCGCGCCACCGUCGAACAUUAUCAUUCCCACGAAACCCUUCGAAUUCCGACCCCAGUCGCGACUACCUAGUGAUCCUCAAUACUCUCCGCGAUCGAUUCAAGUCAUCUCCUCGUUGAUUGACUCGUUGAGCGUAAUACCAAAUGCAGAGCAAGAGGCAGGGCGAGUCAUUACGGUCGGGAAUCGUACACAUCCGCACAGCCUGCUGCACGAAAUACCACAUUCGCCCAGAUCUCCUAAUGCCGAUGAAUUGGACCGGGAGUUACAUGAUCCGUCGGCCGCGGAUGACGACAGCAAUGGGGAUGUGGCAGCAGCGCCAGUGAUCCGAUACGCAAGAAGGCCGCCCAUUAUAUCGAGAAAAUCGAGCAAAACAAGGCUGUUCUCCUUCACCAUGUCUGAGCCUGGUCUGGCUGCACGGGCUUCGUUUCAGAGUCUAAGGUCGCAUACUGAAUCGGACUCGGUGGGCAUACCUAGCAUUGAAAGACUUCGCGAGUCGAACACCAGCUCCAAUUUCUCUAUACGCAACGAUAUGAGCGCUCUGGGUCGAAAACCUACGGUCGAAUCGAUGCGCGAGCAAGCUACCACGAGGCCCACCCCACCGAAAAGAAUCUCAUCUGAUAGACAUCGGAAGGCGGAAUCGUUUUACAGUACGGGACAAGAGACGGAGAAUUCGUCGCCGAGGCGGUCAUUGUCUAUUGAUGGUCAUUCGUCUGGGAGAGCGUCACAAGAUUCUUUGACGGCGGAGAGCCCUACGGCUAUAGCGCUGAGUCGACUGAGUAGAGGCGAUUCGGGGAGUCAUCUUAUUCCAUCUCGUCGGUCGUCUCUAAGACGCAGCGUUAGAGGGCUGUCCGACACAACACACGAUCCAGCUGGUCGCAAACUAAAGGAGCUGAACAUCGACUCGGAGUUGAUCGAAGGGGACAACUCUACGGUCCGAAGAAUACGUGAAUUACAAGAGGCGCGAGAAAAGCGUCAAAAAGAAUGGCGGAACGAAGCCCGCAAGUCCGAACGAGCGGCAAAAAGGCAUACCAUCGCUACAGCAAAACUGCCACGCAGGUCUAGUCCAUAUGCCAAUUCAAGGCUCUCCGUGACGGAGGUGGUUGUCGAAUCCCCCGAGAUGGAGAGUCUACCUGCGGAGAGUCCUCCUGUAUUGUCGGCUCGUAUCACAGCAGCUGAUUUGGCUGGUAUGCCUGCUCUAGUCCCCGUGGCGCCGGAUGAAGAAGCGCACAGUCCAUACAAGGGGACAUCGCCUAUGUUAUCGAGCAGUGCUGCGCGAUCCAGGGACAAUAGUACGUAUCAAGCCACGCCGACACAGAUCAAACGCAGCUCCACAAGCCCUUCAAUUAGGCAGGAACCUCCCUUGAACGAGCUGAAAACCAUCUCGGACGAGGUGGAUGGCUUUCUUGGCGCUCCUCGCUUCACUCAAAGGAUUCGGCACCCCCGUACGGGACGGACGAUUGCCUUCUCAGAGGUUGGGGAUCCAGAUGGGUUCGUGGUUCUGUGCUGCGUUGGAAUGGGCCUGACACGUUACCUGACCGCCUUUUACGAUGAGCUUGCGCGGACGUUGAGACUUCGCCUCAUCACACCAGAUCGACCUGGAGUUGGUGAAAGCUCUGCCAUGCCUGAAGGAUCUUGUACACCUCUAAAUUGGGUUGACGACGUGGCCGUUAUAUGCUCCUCGCUCGGAGUCACGCGAUUUUCAAUACUGGCCCACUCUGCCGGCGCCAUCUAUGCUCUUGCGACCGCUUUGAAAAUGCCUCAGUACGUGCGAGGGCGUAUUCAUCUCUUAGCACCCUGGAUUCCGCCGUCUCAGAUGCCGAAAGGCGCAGUUGUGGGAUCGGACUCGCAGCCCAUCGCCAAUUUGCCAUUUUCUCAUAAGCUUUUGAGCGUUUUGCCGGCGCAAUUUCUGAAGGUGGCGAACUCACGAUUUCUGACGGCGACGAGCGCUUCCAUCGAUGUCAAGCCUCCGAAACCGAAGAAGAACAAGACAUGGGAGAAUUUCGAGGUCUCUUUAGAUUACCCGUUUGACGAUAUCACGACUGAUAAUCCUUUCAGCAGUCCUGUGCCGGACAUGGAGCCUGAAAGACCCAAGACGGGAACGCCCAACAGAGCAAGAAGCCUGUCAUGUUACCAAGCCAAUAACGAAUCUCAAGGGGUGUCUCCUGCUCAGGUCACUACCCCACGUCCGAUAUCACGACGACAGAUGCAAAACUCAAUGAAACAGCAGGGUGCCACAGCGUCUCCCAUGUCUCCUCGCCUAAGCCCUGAAGCACGGCAGGCACUGUACAAUCAAACCCUCACUCAUCGCAUUUGGGCUCUUGCUACACAGAAUGCCAAUCCCGCCAUCGACCUGGUUGUUUGUCUCGAGCGACGCAAACCGAUAAGCUUCCGGUACCCUGAUGUGACACGUUCUGUCGUGAUUCAUCAUGGCGCCAAAGAUACUCGCGUUCCACUGGACAACGUGCGCUGGUUGCAAAGUGUCAUGAAGCGAUGCGAGUUGAGAGUGCUUGAUGGAGAAGGCCAUGGACUCAUGGCGUCAGCAUCGGCCAUGGCUACAGUCUUGGGUGAGAUAGCCAAGGAAUGGGAAGAAUGGGAAAAGAUCGCCAAGGGCAAGGACAGGAGGAAGAAGAGUGAUAGUCCUGCUCCUCGCACCCGGGGACGAGUUUGA